GAACCCCCUGAUUGCUUAGUGUAGUAGUGCAGGGAGAAACAAAGGGAGGUUGGGAUCCGAGGAACGGGAGAGUUCGUCCUUGUAGCCCGCCGGAACUCAAAGUCGGACGUGAAACGUGCUGAAUAAAAACCUGGGAUUUGGUUUUAUUUUUCAUUUAUUAUUUUCCUGGUUCGAUUUCUUCGCCAUUAAAGCAGCUGUUCCUGAGUUCCUCAGAGGGAUCUCUGCAAAACUCUCACGUCAUUUUCUUCCUCGGCCAAAAGAAGAAGAGCAGAAGUAGAAGAAAAGGGAAGAGAAGAAGAAGAAGAAGAAGAAGAAGAAGAAGAAGAAGAAGAAAACGUUCCCCAUUCAUUCAUCUCAUCAGCUCGUCCUCCAUUUCCUCUCAUAAUGUUGCUUCUUCAGCCAUUUUUUCAUUUAUUUGUGAAUACUUAGAAGAAAUCCUUCUCUGGCGCGUUAGAUCCGUUUUCUUCUACUUCCGGUGAGUGCGAAGAGGUUGCUUUUUUCUUCUGAUCGCGAUGAAGCCGGAAACGAGGCUAGAUUCGGCCAUGUUUCAACUUACUCCUACAAGAACGAGGUGUGAUUUGGUAAUCAUUGCCAAUGGGGAAAAUGAGAAAGUAGCGUCUGGAUUGCUGAAUCCUUUUCUGUCUCAUCUGAAGACAGCCCAAGAGCAAAUUGCCAAAGGUGGAUACUCAAUAGUGCUGGAACCAAACUCAGAGAGCAAGCAUGCUAGUUCUUGGUUCACAAAAACCACACUUGAAAGAUUUGUUCGGUUUGUGAGCACCCCAGAGGUGCUUGAGCGGGUUAACACAAUUGAGUCUGAGAUAAUACAAAUUGAUGAGGCCAUUGCCAUCCAAAGCAACACAAAAUUGGGGUUGAUGGCUGUUGAUGAUCAUCAGGUGAAGCCUGUGGAAAACAAUGAAGGUGGCAGAUAUGUUCCUGAUGCUGAUACGGAGAAAGCAAUUGUGCUUUAUAAGCCCAGUGCACAUCAGAUUGAAUCAAAGGAGUCCACUUUGCAGGAAGAGAACUCAAAAGUUAAGCUUUUGAGAGUAUUGGAGACACGCAGAACAGUAUUGCAGAAAGAGCAGGGUAUGGCUUUUGCUCGAGCUGUUGCUGCUGGUUUUGACAUGGACCACAUGGAUGAUUUAAUAUCAUUUGCUGAUUGCUUUGGGGCCUCACGUCUAAGGGAGGCUUGCUUACACUUUGUGGAAUUGUGGAAAAGAAAGCAUGAAACAGUCCAGUGGAUUGAAGGAAUGGAGAUGGAAGCUGCAGAAGGAAUAUCUUGUCCGUCUGGUUUGCAGGUGCCGUGGGCUGUUGGUCAUGGGGAUAUUUACAUGGAAAAUAGUGUCAAGACUAAGACAGAGGCUAGUUCUGAUAGGAACAUCGAGCAUAUGGCAGAUCUUACUGGAGAUAGAAGGUCUCCUGUUGAUCCUCAGGUGCCUUUAGGUCAAAAUGGUUAUUUUCAAGGUCAAUUUCAGCACCCCAUGUACAUGCAAUGGCCAAUCCAUCCUCCCCAUGGUGGUUCGAUGUUCCCUCCUUAUCCCAUGCCGGGGAUGCCUUAUUAUCCUGGCUAUCCUGGUGGUGGCCAGUUCUUUCAGCAACCUUAUGUACAAAUGGACAAUUCUAGCUUCAGCCCAGCUGAAAGGAACAUGCACAAAAGGCAUUCCAUGGAUGGUAAAGAUGGAGAUGUUGAUUCUGAAUCUAUUACAAGGUCACAUGAUUCUAGUGAGCAGAACGCACAAUUGGAAAUGGACAGAGAAGAAUCAUAUAUUCAUGAGUCACGAAAGAAAGUCAGUCGGACAGGUAAAAAACGUUCAGGGAUGGUAGUCAUUCGGAACAUCAACUAUAUUACUUCAAACAGAGAGCAUUCUGGAGAUGCUGAAUCUCAAUCAGGAUCUGGUUCUGAAGCAGAAGAGGAAGAAGUGCCAGUAAGUUUUCAGAAAAGGAAGCAUAAAGAUUCUGUAAGAUCAACCAAGGAAGAAGCGAAGCAUCUGCAAGCUGCAGAUGUCUCCAGUUCAUAUGAAAAGGAGGAGUCAUCUAAAUGUGUGGAUGUUGAUAAUGGAAACUGGCAGGCAUUCCAGAAUUUUUUGUUGAGUAAAGAUGAAGAUGACACUGACAGAGACAUGUUUCCUCUUCAUAAUGAUGUUCAAAUAAGGAGGCGGGAUACUGUGGGUGCAGCAGCAGCAGAUUCUAUUGUGGCAGAUCGGAGUUGGGACAGAAAUUCUAGUCAGAUCACAUCUGAACGUGAUGUCUUUGGUUCAAAUGUAUCAUUGCUCAGAAAGAAAGGACAAAGUGAUGAAUCAACAAAAGCUUUUGCUAAUAAUACUAGAAGGGACUUAGGAGAUCACCAUGAUGUACAAGUUUCUGAAUCAGAAGGAAGGUCCAGGGGGUUCAGAAGGAUGCUUAGCGAUGAUUUUCUAACAUAUGGACACCGAAACCAAACAAUUAUUGUUGGUUCUAGUUGCGAUUUUAUUGCUGGAAGUGAAACUGAGCAUCCUGGUUUUGCUGAUCAAAACAUAGGACAAGGUCCUGAAGAUGAGUCUUUCAUGGUUCCUCUGAGGACCAGCUCGCAGACCCAAGUUGAUAGAGAUAGUAGAACUACAACUGGACUGGACUUAGAGUUCUUAUCAAAUUUGAAAAGGAGGGAGGAUUCAGAUAAGCCUAUUGGGUAUGUGCCUGAUGAGUUGAGUAUGAUACCAGAGCGUGGAACAGAAAGAUCCUAUGACCCUGCUGUAGACUAUGAAAUGCAGAUCCAAGCUGAUAUGUCCUUUGUUGCAAAUGGCAGUAACUUGCCGAAGGGAUUAAAGGAUGAAAGCAAAGUGGUUGCUAAACAAGAGAAAAAAGCAGUGGACAAGGAAAAGAAAAAUGUUACACGCAGUGGUAUAGACAAAAGGAAAGCUGAGGCUAUGAGGAACUUGAAACCAACUAAAUCAAGUCCACUGGCUGAGGCACAGGCACGCGCUGAGAGGCUCCGUGCAUUCAAGGCUGAUCUGCAGAAAGCAAAGAAAGAACAGCAAGAUGAACAAAUAAAAAGACUGGAAGCCUUGAAAAAGGAGCGGCAAAAGAGGAUUGCCGCAAGGUCUAGCUCUAUGCAGUCACCAUCACCUUCUCAGCUGACUAAAGUCCGCCAGUCCACAAAGGUUUCACCUAGUCUACUCAAAGCAUCAAAGUUUAGUGAUUCUGAAGCUGCUUCACCUUCCCCCAUACCAAAGAUGGGUGCCAGAAGUGGCACUGUGGGUUCUUCUACGAAAGUCUUGAAAACAAGUACUCCAAGUGUUACUCGUGUUGGAAAUGGAUUGACUCGAUCGGCCUCUUCAGUACCAGAGUUCAAGAAAGAGAAUGGUGUUGGCUCAUCUGAUGCAAAAGCAACAAUGACCAGACUGAGACGGCUGUCAGAACCAAAAAGUAUCAGCAACCGCCUUUCUGAUGGAAAAUCAACUCCGAGGAGAAGAGAAACAAAUGGACUGAGAAGCAAGAUCUCUCCAGUGAAUAGACUUGACAGAGCAGCCAUCCUGAAGAAUACAAGGUCCUCUGCAGAAUCAGAUGGACUGGGAAACAAGAUUUCCCCACUGAGUAAAGUUGAUGGAGCAAAGCCUUCAUCUGCUGCUAGCUUUAAAGCUACCUCAAGUCCUUCUGCACGCCCUUUGCAAAAUAAAGUGAUGACAAACGAGAGCACGAUUGGUAGUUCAGACAACCAGGUGUGUCUUAGUUCUAGUGUCGAGCGGAAGAUUAGUGACAGUGGCAUGUGCCUAAAUAACAUGAAUGAGACUAUGAUAGUUGAUAAAAGUGUUCUGACUAUUGAGCAUGAAGUUUCGACUUCUCAUGCCUCUAAAGAAAGCAAAGAGCUGACAAGUGGAUCACAUGAUGGGCACACUGUGGAGGAGAAGGUCAAGGUGGUUUCUGACUAUGCAGCAGUUCGUGUUUUGCCUUCUAAGGUGGUAGUAAACGAAAUUGACUUGAAAGAAAAACAAAUCAAGCAGGCUGUUGAUGAGGUGUCAUCAAAAUUCCCAAGAGUCACUAUCAAUGAAGUGCAAUAUCAGGCACCCCAUGCUCGUAAAUCAUCUCUGGAAGACCCAUGUGCUGGCAAUUCAGAAUACAGUAAAGCACUGCCACUAAUUUCUGAAACCUCAGUGGCUGGAGAACCAGUCAAGGCACAUGUACUUGAGUCUUCCUGGUCCAGUCCAUCAAAACCGAUUGUUGAUGGGUCCGAUAAGUCUUCUGGAAAAGAGUCUAAAGGGUUGAAGCGUCUUUUGAAGUUUGGGCUUAGGAGCCAUGGCUCUGCUUCUGGGGAAAAGGAAUCAGGCCAACGGAAAGCAGAUGGUGAUAUUCUUGAUGAUUCUGCUCCAAAGGGUGAAUCUGGUUUUGAAGUUCACUCGUUAAAGAACCUUAUCUCUCAAGACGAUACUUAUUCUGAAGGGGGCACGCCGCAUAAAGCAUCCCGUUCCUUUUCUCUGCUAUCACCUUUUCGGAGCAAGAAGGCAGGCCAGUGAAUAGCAUGAAAAUCAAGCCUGAUACUGAAGAACAGAUUGAUAACCUGUGCCGCCCACACCCACCCCCCCCCCCCCCCCACCUUCCUUCUUGAUUUACAGAUGGUGCGGCUACAUGAUCCUGAAAGUCUUGCAUUUGGAAUGUCCAGGAUUGACGACGUUUGUGUAGUGCAUGUGAUUGGAAAUGUGGAUCAAUCAAUAUUAUAUUGUAAAUUUGCAUUCUUUUAUAGAAUUUGUGAAAUGUUCA
Messenger RNA from Nymphaea colorata (pocket water lily), 4728 nucleotides. Its product is annotated as COP1-interacting protein 7. The coding region runs from base 513 to 4484 and encodes 1323 amino acids. Lineage: Eukaryota; Viridiplantae; Streptophyta; Magnoliopsida; Nymphaeales; Nymphaeaceae. The record is from RefSeq and is a predicted model, not a curated record. The transcript has 13 exons.